CACUUGUUUGCCACUGCCACAGUUUUAGUUUUUAACAAAAAAAACCUCUUUUUCUGUAUUGGAAUUUAUUCAGAGAUCCAUAAAAGAGAAGUUUUGUUUGAGGAAUAGCUGAAAAGUUCAAUCUUUGAUUCAAAGUUCAGAUUUUUAAAUCAUUUUUGUGCAGGUAUGUCGACGGUAAGCAUUCCUUCGGGUUCAUUGCUACCAUCAAUUAGAUCCUCUGCCUUUACCAAGUCCCAAGUCUCUUUAGGUUCUGUUAAGAGUAUUUCUAAAGCGUUUGGCUUGAAGUUGUCGUCCUCCUUCAAAGUCUCUGCAAUGGCAACAUACAAGGUGAAGCUGGUUGACCGUGAUGGUAAAGAGAGUGAAAUUGAAGUCGCCGAUGAUGAAUACAUCCUCGAUAAAGCAGAAGAAGCUGGAGUGGAGCUGCCUUACUCAUGCAGGGCUGGGUCUUGCUGUACCUGUGCUGGCCAGUUGGUUUCCGGAACAGUUGACCAAUCCGAAGGUGCAUUCCUCGACGAUGAACAAAUGGAGAAGGGUUAUUUGCUGACUUGUAUUUCAUACCCGAAAUCCGACUGUGUUAUUCACACACACAAGGAAGAAGACGUCGUUUAAUAAUGUUCGAGUUCAUUCCUCUUCGAGGGACCUUGAAGAUCGAGGGCGAUACAAAUCUUGUGCCGUGGACGCGGAUUACAAAAAUAAAUUAACAUGGUGAUGUUUUGUGUCUGGUUUAUGGCAUAACUCUUGUUGCAAUUUGUUCAAGUAUUUGGCAAACACCAUAUUGCUCUCUAAACUAUUGUCCAUUUGAAAAACUAUUGAAGUUUGGCUCAUCUA
This is a messenger RNA of Solanum lycopersicum (tomato), 828 nucleotides long. The record is from RefSeq and is a predicted model, not a curated record. NCBI's taxonomy places the organism in Eukaryota, Viridiplantae, Streptophyta, Magnoliopsida, Solanales, Solanaceae.